Molecule: messenger RNA, 1723 nt
Organism: Daphnia pulex (common water flea)
Lineage: Eukaryota; Metazoa; Arthropoda; Branchiopoda; Diplostraca; Daphniidae
Exons: 6
Coding region: 38-1183 (381 amino acids)
Source: RefSeq, a predicted model, not a curated record
AUUGUCCUUUCAUACUGAAAUUUCGUAAAAUUCGAAUAUGAACAUCAACUCUUAUUCUCCGCUAGAUUUGUCCUCGACUGAAGAAGUAGUCGAAACGCUACAACGCCACACUCGUCCAUUGGGCAACGGGGCUGUUGGGGUUGAUUUCAGAUUGUUGUCGGUACCAAAUUUGAAAAAUUCAGAAGUUUACAAGAUGCUUUCCGAGGAAGAGCCGCAACUACGUUACAUGCACCGGCAACAGAUUUCAGCGGUUACUUCGGAAUUUUCAGAAAGGAAACGUGUCGCUUGGCCACCGCCAGCCAAUCCAAUCGAAACGAUUGAAACACGCAAGUACGGAUACGACAACGGAACGAUUGGAAUUCCGAUCCAGCAGCAGCAGCAGCAGCCCAACCCUUAUACAACUUUCCAGCCGCAAAAUCAAGAAGCCUACAUUUCUCCGCCGACGAAACAACUGCCAAAUGUUUUCUUUCCCCCGAAACAACAAGACUACGAUUUAAUCCCCCAGAAGCUGUACGAGCUGUAUCAAAAUCGACCGGAAGACUUGCCGCUAAAUCAGCCAGUCAUAAAGCAGCAAAGUCCUAAAGUUCCGCCACCGCCUCCGCCACGAGUUCAUCGAAAACCGAUUCUUCGUUCCUAUUCGGACGCCCAGGAUCCAUUUGUCACGUCGGGCGGAAGUGAAUUCGAACGGUAUUCUGACACCCCUCAUCAGCAGCACAGCGCUACUCAACCUGAACGGGAGCCAAGCCACGAGGAAAAAUCAAUCAGAAUGUCAUCACGCAGAAUGCCAGAACCUUUCGCCUCCAACGAAUUGGUCGGAGAAAGAAUGUUGAUUGCCAAGCCAGCUCCGCCAUCGGGACUCUUGCUUCGGCCAGCCGCAGUCAAGAAAUCGGCCGGUUCUUUCUACAAAGAAGCUCCUACCGUCAGAACAGAGUCCUUUUUCAGGCGGGGCACUACUCCCGUUCGCAUGUUGGGAGAUAUGGUGUGGCCUCCUAAAGGCUUAACCAGCACUACAGACGUGCAACAGUUACCUACGCGAUCCCCUGGCGCAGUCCGUCGUCAACCUAAGAAUUACCGGGACUUUUUCUCGCAAAAUCAGUUGCCCGCCAACUUUCCAACUUACCGUGCGCCACCCGGAACACAACAUUUUGGAUUAGAGGAAGGAGAGAAUGCAACACCUAUGUAAAUUAACUGGGGGGAAAAAACGAAAAAAUUAUUUUAAUCAUUAUCUAACACUUUGCCGUCCUAUCCAGUUAAAAAAAAUUCUUCUUGACGAAAAUGGAAGAAAAAAGGGGAUGCGUUUUUUAAAAAUUUUGAAUUAUUAGAUCAGUUUUUUCCGUGAAGCCCAGCAACAACCCGAGUGCUUUCUAUACUGUUGUACGCUCAGAAUUGUUCAAUCCGGAACGAAUUUUUAUCGCAUGAACCGUGCGCUUUGUGAUACACCGCAAAACCAACAAAAAAAUAAAAAUAAAACAAAAUUAAUAAAGAAUUAAUAAAGAAAUAAAAAUGUUCCUUAAAAAAAAACAAUUAUUUUCCAGGUUUUUCCCUUUCUUAAAUCCUACUAAUAAAAACUAAAGCGAUUUUCCAAUCUGCUUAAUUCUCCCAUACAGGCCUUGGUCCAUUCGCCUUCAUUAACCAAUUCAAUUCAAGCCUAUUUUUUAAUGUAUUUUGAAUUUCAUGCAAAUCUUUAACGACUUUCAAUACACCCACAAAAUCUGAAAAUAUA